AUGAGCGUCCUCGCCUCCACACUGCGCCGACGCGCAGCUACCUGCCGCAAUGGUCUGCCAUCGACGGCGGCUUGGAGCUGCGGACCCCGAGACGGCGCGCGCAUAGCUCCCCAGCAGCUCUCUUCUCACGGAACGGGUCGCCGCCAUGUGUCGGACACGGCGGGCAAGAAAACCAAGGCGAAGACGGCCAUCUUCUUUCCAGGUCAGGGUGUCCAGAAAGUAGGCAUGAUCACGCCUUGGUUCGAGGCGUUCCCGCGUUCGGCCCAGGCCAUCAUGGACGAGAUCGACGAGCUCAUGGGCUACAAACUCUCGUCCAUCAUCCGCGACGGGCCCUCGAGCGUGCUGACCGCAACCGCUAACGCCCAGCCCGCCAUCAUGGCCACGAGUAUUCUCAUCCUCCGCAUCCUGGAACGUGAAUUUGACUUCAAGCUCACCGACCGCAUCGACGUCUCUCUCGGCCACUCGCUUGGCGAGUUCGCCGCCCUCGUCGCCGCCGGGAUCCUGGCCUUUGAGGACGCCCUAUACAUAUGCCGUCGGCGCGCCGAGGCCAUGGCCGAGGCCACCCAGAUGGCAAAGGACCAGUGGGGCGGCGACUACGGCAUGGUAGCCGUGGUCACGGAGCCCGAGUACCUCUCCUCGCUUAUCGAGGCCAUUGACGACUUUGUCGGCUAUCGCUCGACGGGGGCCAGGAGCGACCAUGCGGAGGAUAUACAGCCCAUCGACCAGGUGCUCAUUGCGAAUGUGAACAGCAAGAACCAGAUCGUGCUUAGCGGCAACAUCGAGAAGAUUAAAGAGCUCGUCGCCCAUGUGCGCCAGUUCCUCGGUCACGACCCCAGGGCCGUCCGGCUCAAUAGCGACAGCCCGUUCCACAGCCCCAUCAUGCGGCCCGCCGUCGGGGUGAUCCGCGAGCUGCUCGCAGGGAAGAGCCGGGCCCGGGGCAGAGAAGGCGAGGAUAUGGUCAAGUUCCCGGCGGAUUUGAUGUGCAUCAGCAACGUCAGCGCGAGGCCGUUUCAGAGCACAGAGGACGUCAAGGAUUUGCUGGCGCGGCAGUGCCUGGAGACGGUGCAGUGGUGGGAGAGCAUCAAGUAUCUGGAUCAAGAGCAGAAGGUCAGGCGGUGGCUCGGCAUCGGGCCGGGCAAGGUGGGGAGGAACCUCGUGGGCAAGGAGGUCGGCAUGAGAGGGAUGGACAGGGUCAAAGGCGGCGGCGUGUGGGCUAUUACUGAUCCCGACGAGAUCGAGGAUGUGCUGAGAGGGCUAGAGAAAACGGAGUGUCUAGAUGAUGAGGAUGAAUAG
Molecule: messenger RNA, 1293 nt
Organism: Neoarthrinium moseri
Lineage: Eukaryota; Fungi; Ascomycota; Sordariomycetes; Amphisphaeriales; Apiosporaceae
Exons: 2
Coding region: 1-1293 (430 amino acids)
Biological process (GO): fatty acid biosynthetic process
Cellular component (GO): mitochondrion
Molecular function (GO): [acyl-carrier-protein] S-malonyltransferase activity
Source: RefSeq, a predicted model, not a curated record